Molecule: messenger RNA, 3894 nt
Organism: Gossypium raimondii (Peruvian cotton)
Lineage: Eukaryota; Viridiplantae; Streptophyta; Magnoliopsida; Malvales; Malvaceae
Product: probable disease resistance protein At4g27220
Exons: 5
Coding region: 460-2562 (700 amino acids)
Molecular function (GO): protein binding; ADP binding
Source: RefSeq, a predicted model, not a curated record
GGAUUUCUUACUAAUAAUUCUGCCUUUGUGGAUCCUACCACAGACUUCAUAAUAUGCCUGUUUUAAUCUUCACUUUCUUCUUAUUUCUUCUUCACUGCUUUUAAUUUGUUUCUAUGUCCAAGGUCUAUCACAAAUUUUCUUUCAUUUGCUUAAUUCAUCACAUGCUUUUCUUUGCUUUUGAUUAUCUGCUACUGUUAUAGCAGCUAGCUUUGUCAGAUUGUCAAGGAAGUCAACUUCACUGCUUUAUUUUCAGUUCUAAUCUCUCAACACUUUUCAGCCACUAAGUCAGGUAAUAAGAUCUGAAGCAAUUAUUUAUUGCCAACUUCAAUGAUUUUGUUUUGCUGUCCAAGGUCUAUCACAAAAUUUCAAGCAUCCUAUCAAGCUACCUUUGUAAGACACUGCUUCAUUUUCAGUUCUAUUCUCCCAACACUUUUCAGCCACUAAGUCAGGGACAUAGCAAUGGAGUACGUAGAGCCUGUUGUUGGCAUUGCAAAUUGUCUCGGCACUCCUGUUUGCAAAUAUUUGCAAUAUCACAGGAAGCUGAACGACUAUGUGAGAAACUUCAAGAGGAUCAGAGAGGAAUUGAAUUGCAAAAUGGAAGAUAUAGAGCUGCAAUUGAAAGCAGAGCUUCUUCGUCCUCUGGGGAAGAUACCAAAGAAGGGAGUUGAAAAUUGGUUGAAAGAUGUGAAAGAGAUGAUUAGGGAAGCACAAGCUGUUGAAAACAAAGUCAGUAACGGGAGAUAUCUCUGUCGUGCUUGCAACGGGAAGCUGGUUGAUGAAAGGACUCGAGAAAUGAAGGAAUUUCUUUAUAAGGCUCCUAAUGCCUCUAAAGGUCUUGCCAUAGAUGGUCCAAGUGGUGGGUUGCCGCUGCUAACAUCAGAACUAGUUGGAGAGGAAGCUGUCAGAAAUGAGAUUUGGGCAUGUUUGAUGCAGGAGGAGGUGAGCAAGAUUGGAGUUUGGGGGAUGGGCGGUGUGGGUAAAACCACUAUCAUGAAGCACAUCCACAAUGAUCUUUUGAAAGAACAAAGAUUCGAAAGGGUAAUCUGGGUUACCAUAUCAAAGGAGUUCAAUGUAAUGAAGGUACAAGAUAAUAUUGCAAGUGCGUUGAAGGCGAAGGAAUAUUUAGACAAAGAAGAGGACAAGGUUAGACGAGCAGCAAUCUUGUCAGAAAUGCUGAAGAACGCAGGAAAGCAUGUUCUAAUCCUAGAUGAUGUGUGGGAUAAAAUCUCUCUAGAGGAAGUUGGGAUCCCCAAGGCAAGUGGCGGCAAUGGCUGCAAGUUGGUGUUGACAACCCGUUCGGAGCAUGUCUGUAAGUAUAUGGGUUGUAAGGUGAUAAAAGUGAGGCCCCUUUCAGAAGAAGAGGCAUUGAUACUAUUCUUGAGUAAAGUUGGACCUAACAUAGUUCAAUGUCCAACUAUAAUGCCAACUCUGAAGCUUGUUGUCAAGGAAUGUGCGGGUCUACCUCUUACAAUUGUCGUGGUAGCUGGUACCAUGAAAGGAGAAUAUAACCCUCGUAUUUGGAAAAAUGCACUCAAAGAUUUGAAAGAGAGAAUAGGAAAAGUGGAAGGAGUGGAAGGUGAGGUAAUCGAGCGCUUGAAAUUCAGUUUCGAUCACUUGAAAGAUGAGAAAGUAAAAGAUUGCUUCUUGUAUUGUGCAUUAUAUCCUGAAGAUUAUGAAAUUCGUAAGGUUGAACUAAUCGAGUGUUGGAUUGCUGAGAUAUUCAUAGACAAGAUGGACACAAGACAAGAAAUGGAAGAUAAAGGCCUUACUAUUUUGAAAAGGUUGGAAGAUAACUGCUUGUUGGAAAAUAAUAGCACUCAAUUUGGUUUACAUGGUGUAAAGAUGCAUGAUGCAGUGAGAGACAUGGCAUUGUCGAUCACUGGAAUGAAUCCUCGAUAUAUGAUACAAGCAGGUUUGCAAUUAGAAGAGUUACCGGAAAAGGAGCAAUGGAGUCCGGAUAUUGAGAAAGUGUCACUUAUGUAUAACUCCAUAUCAGAAAUUUCCAUAGAUGUGCUGCCCACAAAAUGUCAACUGCUCACAACCUUGUUAUUGCAGCAUAACCCUAUAAAGAAGAUUCCAUAUUCUUUCUUCAUAAACAUGCCCUGUCUUUGUGUCCUAAAUUUGUCCUAUACAGAGAUCGAGAGUUUACCAAAUUCCAUCUCUGAACUAAAGAACCUCACAUCAUUGUUGCUUUGUGAUUGUGAAGAAUUAAGAGAUCUACCAUGUCUUUCGAUGCUUCAAGAAUUGAAGAAGUUGGAUCUAAGUUCGACUAAAAUUGAGGAAGUCCCUGAAGGAAUGGAUAUGCUGAUAAAGCUAAGAUAUCUUGAUCUUAGAGUGCACACUCUGAAAGAGAUACCCGCUGGACUUUUACCAAAACUCGUUCACCUUCAGCACUUGGGUUUUUAUGAGAACAAUGAAAAAACAAGUCUAAAAGCAGAGGAGUUGGAACCAUUGAAGAAGUUGGAGUGCUUUACCGGACGUUUCGAAGACAUCAAUGAAUUCAAUAAGUUCAUCUCCUCAAUGAAACAAAGUAAGAAAAAUCUCAUCAAAUACCAUUUAUAGGUGGGCUCAUCUUUUAUGCUUGCUACAAGAGAUAAAACAGUAACAAUUGGAGGAGUCCAGAAUUGGGAAGGUGAGUCAAUUAUGCACCCAAUUGAAAUUCAACAGUUGAAUAUUUCAAGUUGCAACUAUUUGAGAAACUUAGUCGAUGAUAAUUCUUCCUUCAAAAAAGUGAUUGGCUUGAGGGUUUGGGUUUGUGAAGGGAUAGAGUGUGUUGUUUCCCUGUCCUCUUUUGCCUCUUCUUCCACUCAUCCAUUUCAAAGCCUUGAGGUGUUAGAUCUUGGAGAUCUGCCAAAGUUGAGUGCCCUUAUUAUGAAAGAUGCAGGAAUUGGUUUAGCAACAACAUCAACAUCGGCUCCAUCUGCCACCUUUUCCCAUCUUAAGGAAAUUAGGAUAUACAAAUGCUCAGGUGUGAAGACGUUGCUUCCACAUUGGUUGCUUCCAAACCUCCAAAGCCUGGAAGAAAUACAUGUGGGUGCUUGUAGUCAGCUAGUAGAAAUAUUGGGAGCAGCAACAUCAAAAGUUGAAGAAAAAGGGAGUGAUGCAUUAAUCAAAUUCCAUCUUUCCAAAUUGAGAGUAUUGAGACUAAAUAAGUUACCAAAUUUGAAGAGCAUAUGCAGCAAAAGUGGAGUGAUGGUUUGUGAUUCACUCCAAGUUAUCAAAGUUUUUGGAGAUUGUGAUAAACUGAAGAGAAUUCCUCCAUUUGUUCCCCUUGUUGGCAAUGGGCAGCCAUUUGCAUAUGCUCCACCUUCUCUUACCAUCACGUCAGACACAGAAUGGUGGGAAUCGUUGGAGUGGGAUGACCAUCCAAACUUUAAAAAUGUUCUUCAACCCCUUUGGAAGCUUUUAAGUUAUCCAACUUAUCCAAGAUGCUGGAGACUGUUAUAAACUGAAGAGAAUUCCUCCAUUUGUUCCCCUUGUUGGCAAUGGGCAGCCAUUUGCAUAUGCUCCACCUUCUCUUACCAUCGGGUCAGAGACAGAAUGGUGGGAAUGGUUGGAGUGAGAUGACCAUCCGAACUUUAAAAAUGUUCUACAACCCCUUUGGAAGCUUUGAAGAUGAUGUGGCCUCCAUUGGUGCGAAAGAAGUAGAAGAGAGUAGCAGGGCGGAGGAUGGUGCAAAAGAGAGGAUAAAAAAUGUGGGAAUAAAAGGAAUGAUGGAUGAGGAAUUGAGCAGCCACCAUAAUAAUUGACUCCUUUUCCAUUGAAUCAAAUAUUAUUAUGUUCUAUUAUUUAAAAAUCUUUAUAUGUUCUUAAACAGAGAUGUUGCUUUUAAAAUUAUUUGUCUGUAAAAUUAUUAAACUUAUUAUUCUUCUAUCAAUCAUUUAUGCAUUUUUU